UAUUAAAGUAAAUAAAUAUAAUACAUGAUGGUGGAACCAAUGAGUACAAAACCACCGGACGGUUUUUGAUGGUACACAAACAUGGCAGCGUACGUAUGCACGAGAUUUUGUAUAAACAAAUUUAAAGACUCGAUUAGAUUUAUUCAGCGACGGUAUCGAGUUAAAACUAAAUGGGCAGCAACAAGGCCCAAGUUUCCAGCCACUGAACUUGCUUUGCACAACUUUGACACAAGCUACAGUAUACAACUAAGGGAUAUUUGGCCCUCAGUUCGAGUUGCCAUGCUUUGUGAACAAAAGUAUGGAGCACUGAUAAACAGCUUUUCUUCAGCACCUAAUCUUAUAACAGAUUUAGAAGCUCAAGGAUGUAAAGACUUCAUCAGUAUUGACCGUUCCAAAAAUGAAGUCCAUCAAUCUUCUCAGAACUUCUCAACCUCACACAGAGAUUCAACAAAGCUGGAACCUGCUUCUCUUCAAUCCAGUAUAUGUCCUGAUAUAAAAUGUCUUGUUUUUCCCCAAGGAGACAUAUCUAGAUUUAAGCCAGCUGGCCCUGACAGCAGUGGCAUAUUGGGAUAUUAUCUGCUGGAUGCUGCCUCAGUGCUACCUGUACUAGCAUUGGACGUCCAGCCAGGACACACAGUACUGGAUCUAUGUGCAGCUCCAGGAGGAAAGACUCUUGCUCUCCUACAGACACAUUCAAUCAAUUAUUUGUGGGCGAACGACCUGUCAGGUUCCCGCACAUUGCGAUUGCACAGGACUCUUCACAGCUACCUGCCUAAAGAGUUUCUGGAUGAAAACAAAAUCCACAUCACUUCCACUGAUGGUCGGCAGUUAGGCAUGACAGAGGAGAAAAGCUUUGACAGAGUGCUUGUAGAUGUCCCCUGCACCACAGACAGACACUCUGCAAUGGUGGAAGAGAACAAUAUUUUUAAGAGGUCCAGGACCAAAGAGAGACAGAAACUUCCCCUCUUGCAAACACAGCUGCUUCUGGCUGGAAUCCAGGCCACGCGGCAGGGAGGACACACAGUGUACUCUACUUGUUCCCUGUCCCAGCUGCAGAAUGAGUGUGUGGUGCAACAGGCCAUAAGUCUCGCUCAGCAGGAGCUGGGAAUUACAGUGCAGGUUCAGGACCUCAGAUGGUUUGCACAACACUUCUCUGACACUUUCCACUUUGCGCCACAGUUAAGUGUUGGGGAGUUGGUUUUACCACACCUGCAUGCCAACUUUGGACCAAUUUAUAUGUGUAAAUUACAACGAAUGAACUAGAUAGACAUUCAGAUAUUAGCUCAAGUAACAUCAUCACACGUAUGUGCUUCAAUAGUGCCCUCUACUGACCAGCCUGAAAGACUGGCAAAAAAACUAAAACGGUGUUGUUUUUCCAGAGUGAAGUUGACUCUGCCCUCCUGUGUACGACAUUGAAAAGCUAAAGCCAUCAUUCAACCUAUGAUGACAAGUCUAAUAAAACAAAUGAUCUGAUUCAGAAUGUAGUGAUUUUGACAUUGGUUUCAAAAACUGUGAAUCCUGUUCAUGGUUAUUCACAUGUUCCCAUGUUUGGCCAGUAGGGGGCGUCCACGGACCUUUAUAGAACUAACUACUAUCUGUUAAAAGUAGGCACAAAUGAGACUGACAUUGUGACUAGCAGCAUGAUUCAAACAGCAAUGUGUCUUCCUGUCAUGGAGAGAGCUUGAACAUGAUGAUAUUUAAUUUUUUUUUUUUUUUUUUCUUUUUUUUUUUUACAGUUAUCUUGAAUGUUAUAUUUAUUUAUAUUAAUGGAACAGUUCAUUUGCCUGACGGAUUCACAGGAAGUCCAUGAACUAUAUAUGAACUAUAUAUAUAUAUAUAUAUAUAUAUAUAUAUAUGUGUAUGUAUAUAUUCAGACUGAGAAGUUUGAGUUUGUCUGUAUACACAGGCAUUUUGAUUGAGUAUUCAGUAGUGUUUAUAACAUAUUCAUUAUAAGGAUAAAGGAUGUCCAUGAGUAGGACGAGCAACGCUCUUAUAAAUGCUGUAUGGGCUGAUGUGUCUGCAGCACUUCUACACCUAAUGUCUGCGCUCCGAGUGUGUCGUUUAGAUUUGGCAUCAGAGGAGUGUUUUGUUUUCUGCGAGCAUAUAAAAGGUUCAAUUUUCCCCCGGUUGUCCAUGAACCUUGCGUCUAUUCCGGGCAAUGUAGCAUGAAAAGGUGUGCGCAUUUUAGGAAGAGGGGCUGACGAGAGCCAUCGACUCCCCGCUAUCAUUAAGCUGCUCGGAAACUGUUCCAUCGGUGCAAGAGUCGAGAUUGGCCAAGCAGUCGUUUACUCGACGGCUUCUCGUUGAACAUUAAGGACGCAAGAGGAUACUAAAAUGGGAUGCUUUCCCCUCGUUUUCCCCUUCGCCUUUUAUUCCACAGAUGAGUGCAGAUAAUUUUCUGUGCGAUUGUGAGUGAUUACUGUAUUACCGCGGUAAUAUAGGGUUAUUUGGGAAUGCAAAGAGAAUUAAUGACACAUAAAAACUAUUUUUGCAUUGACUGCCUCUCUCGGCCGGGAUAUUUCUCCAUGCCUGCAUCUUGUGAUUACCUAAACGUAUUGUAAAUAUGUGUUUCCUAUGGGCUUUUACAUAAAUUUACAUUUUUUAACACUCAGGAGACAGAGGGACCAUUAGGGACGAGUUAUUUUCAUCUAUACGUUUUAUUCAUUAUUGACUUUGACACUGCUGAGGAUGCUGGCAUCUGAUCAUUUGGCGAGCACCUUGCCAAUGAUGUAAAUCGGAUGUAGAUCUUUGUAAUGACAGAAACAUGUCGGGAAUAUCGUCUGGACGCCGAGGCCUUAUAAUGACGGAAUCUCAGAUGUCCGUAGGUGGGUGAAAGUCAUAACGGCUUCCCCUGGAAAAGGCAAACAUGUUUUGUGUUUUGUGGGGGGGAAAAAAUCUACUUAUGAUUCAAUCACACAGCACAGUAUUCUUGCUGGAACUUUUGCAAAGUUUAUUUCAAAACUGCAGGGGCCCUCCAAAAGGUCACGCUCAAUCCUUAGAUUUUCUCGUUUGUAUGUGAGAUUGGUGUACUGAUUAAUUACUAAAAUACAACAGUUAAGAGGAUAGUUUACCCUCUGCUGAACACAACAUAUUUGGGGGAAAAAAUGCUAUGAAGGUCAAUGGGGUUCAUUGAUGUUUUAGACCUGAAUACAAACAGUUCUUCAAAAUAUCUUCUUUUGUGCUCCAAAGAAGAAAUUAAGUUGAUUUAAUUAAUGACACUGAAGUUUUUCCAUUCCUAUAUGACUUUCUUUUUUUCUGUGGAACACAAAAUAGAAUUUAAUAAAAUCAAAAUGAGUUUUGGUUCCAAUUAACGUCAGUUGUACUUUGUACAUGUAAUACAAGUCAGUGGGAACUGAAAUUGAAAACGAAUGAAAGUCCAUCAUAUAGACUUGGAACGACAUGACUACAUUUUAAUUUUCAUGUGGACUAUUCUUUAAAUAAUAUGUUUAUAUUUUAUGCUUCCAGUCCAUAAACCUUCAAAAGUAACAUGCCUAGGAUAUCAGUAAAUCUCUGUGCUCCAUGUUUGUUCUAAUGUCCACAAGCUGUAACAUUGUGUUCACAUAAAGGUAACGCCUGACCUUAGGCGCUUCAGUGAUAAGACAUCUGAUUGUUGUAGGUGGUGGGAAGCUUUGGCCUAAGGCAUAUCCUACUGCUCCGAUUUCUGUGGUAUGAGUCGCAUAUCUGAAGAGCCCAGCAUGAGGCCUCAGCAUUCACUCUUCAGACUGUGGAUCAAGGGUGGGCUGGCCUCAGGACUUUUUAUGAUAGGACAGUCAACUUGGGGGCCAUAUGUCGAAACCAAAUGUGUGUGCAAUGUAAUUAUUUAGUUAUAGUUCAUUUUUAAAAUUGAAUUACAGAUAUUUAAUAUUUUAAAAUGUAAUCCAGGAAUCAAAUUCCUACUAAUGAAACUUGCUUUUUUAAAUUUGAAAUUUAAUCAACACUAUAUUAUAUAAUAUAAAUAACAAUAACAGUAUAAUUUUAGCUUUGCUAUUACAACAAUAAAUUACAUUUUAAAUUAAAUAACAUGCACGGCGCACACACACAUAUACAUAUACAGUGGUGGCCAAAAUUAUUAGAACACUAGUAUUUUCACCAGUUAAAAAAAUUUCUGUUAUUUCUAUCCUUUGCAGUAGUGUGUCAGUAGGAAAUAUCAGUUUACAUUUUGAAACAAUCAUUUUGCCAUUAAUUGUAAUAAUCCAUUCG
Molecule: messenger RNA, 4200 nt
Organism: Labeo rohita (rohu)
Lineage: Eukaryota; Metazoa; Chordata; Actinopteri; Cypriniformes; Cyprinidae
Gene: nsun4
Product: NOP2/Sun RNA methyltransferase 4
Exons: 6
Coding region: 82-1263 (393 amino acids)
Biological process (GO): rRNA methylation
Cellular component (GO): mitochondrial large ribosomal subunit
Molecular function (GO): methyltransferase activity
Source: RefSeq, a predicted model, not a curated record